UCGAGAGUCGAGAGCAAAGGGAAGAGGGGGAAAGAGAAGAAAGAAGACACGGUGGAGAAGCCAAGGCCAAGCCGGAGGAGGAAGAGAGAGAGGGAGAAGGUAAUGGGUGUGGACUACUACAAGAUUCUUCAGGUGGACCGCACCGCCAAAGACGACGAUCUCAAGAAAGCUUACCGCAAGCUCGCCAUGAAGUGGCACCCUGACAAAAACCCUAACAACAAGCGAGAAGCUGAAGCCAAAUUCAAACAAAUCUCAGAAGCCUACGACGUGCUGAGUGAUCCACAGAAGAGGGCAGUGUAUGAUCAGUACGGGGAAGAAGGUUUGAAGGGUCAAUUCCCACCUCCUGGGGCCGGAGGUUUUCCCAGCUCCUCUGAUGCUUCUAACGCCUCCUUCCGAUUCAACCCUCGUAGCGCUGAUGAUAUAUUCUCCGAGUUUUUUGGGUUUACUAGCCCUUUUGGAGGAGGAAUGGGGGACAUGGGUGGCCGUCCUCCGGGACCUAACUUUUCUCGCGGUGUGUUUGGGGAUGAUAUAUUUGCUCAAUUUAGGAAUGCCGCAGGUGAGAAUGCCUCUUCCAAUUUGCCAAGAAAGGCACCUGCCAUUGAGCGGACACUUCCCUGUAGUUUAGAAGAUCUCUACAAGGGAACCACCAAGAAGAUGAAGAUUUCCCGAGAAGUUAUUGACACCAAUGGGAGACCCACCACAAUGGAGGAGAUUCUGAGUAUUGAGAUCAAGCUUGGUUGGAAGAAGGGAACUAAAAUAACCUUUCCAGAAAAAGGGAAUGAACAGCGCGGGAUUAUACCCUCAGACCUUGUCUUCAUUAUUGAUGAAAAGCCACACAGCCUCUUCAAGAGGGAUGGCAACGAUCUCAUUGUCACCCAAAAGCUUUCAUUGCUCGAGGCUUUGACUGGCUAUACUGCACAAAUAACAACCCUCGAUGGCCGAAAUCUCACUAUACCCAUCACUUCAAUCAUAAGUCCAACAUACGAGGAAGUUGUUAAAGGCGAGGGGAUGCCUAUCCCGAAGGAGCCCAGCAAAAGAGGGAACCUCCGAAUAAAGUUCAACAUUAAGUUCCCCAGCAAGCUUACAUCUGAGCAGAAGACCGGGAUUAAGAGACAUUUAACAUGAUGAGAAGAUCAAUGCUAGCAACAGAGAGCAUUCUAUUUAUUAAAAGCUCACGGCAGAUUUCAUUCAUCUUCUUGAUUGGUCUUUCCCUGCAAAGUAAAUUUUAAUUCAAGAGUUGCUGAAUUGUGUAUUUUGUGAGAUUUGUCUGGUAGUAUAAUUUUUAUGUUAAUUUGCCUACGAAAUUAUAGAGCAACAUCCUUGAUUGCAGCCAAAAGCAGCUUCCCUGUGCUCGUGUUUAUACUCUUAUAUGUAACUGUGAAUUGCCAUAAAAAAAUCUAAAAAGAAAAUGAGUGCCAUUAUUCAACUUAAGGCAUUCUAAAUGUG
Molecule: messenger RNA, 1446 nt
Organism: Ipomoea triloba (trilobed morning glory)
Lineage: Eukaryota; Viridiplantae; Streptophyta; Magnoliopsida; Solanales; Convolvulaceae
Product: dnaJ homolog subfamily B member 4-like
Exons: 3
Coding region: 103-1125 (340 amino acids)
Cellular component (GO): cytosol
Molecular function (GO): protein-folding chaperone binding
Source: RefSeq, a predicted model, not a curated record